AUGCCUACUACUACGUCCGUCCUCACUGUCCUCGCCGGCAUCCUCGCCGUGAUCUCCCUCGCCGUCUAUUUCUUCGGCAUUCCCCCAGAGCUGAAGAGGGCCAUGGAAAAGAAAGCACUCGAGACCAUGGGAGAGAACAAGGCUUCGUAUCUUAUGAAAGACCAACUCAGCAAGAUCCCAGAAUCCGACCAGCAGAACGUGAACGAGGUGAAGAACGGCCUUGGCAAUGCUCUUGGUGGAGGACUGAAGAACCCAAUUGGCGAGAAGACUGGUGACCUUGGUGAUGAUCUCACCUCGGGCUUCACUGGUCGCUGA
Mytilinidion resinicola is the source of this 315-nucleotide messenger RNA. RefSeq lists its product as uncharacterized. The transcript has 2 exons. Bases 1 to 315 code for a protein of 104 amino acids. The record is from RefSeq and is a predicted model, not a curated record. NCBI's taxonomy places the organism in Eukaryota, Fungi, Ascomycota, Dothideomycetes, Mytilinidiales, Mytilinidiaceae.